Penicillium oxalicum is the source of this 3687-nucleotide messenger RNA. Its product is annotated as putative cation chloride cotransporter. Gene Ontology annotation, cellular component: membrane. The record is from RefSeq and is a predicted model, not a curated record. Gene Ontology annotation, molecular function: potassium:chloride symporter activity. NCBI's taxonomy places the organism in Eukaryota, Fungi, Ascomycota, Eurotiomycetes, Eurotiales, Aspergillaceae. Gene Ontology annotation, biological process: potassium ion import across plasma membrane; cell volume homeostasis; potassium ion homeostasis. The transcript has 6 exons. The coding region runs from base 1 to 3687 and encodes 1228 amino acids.
AUGUCUCGCCGAGGCCCAAACUUCUCGACCCGCACAGCUCAAGAAGAUGUCGCGCGCCUUGACCCAAGCGAAUCGGAGGCCGCUGCCCCCUCGGAGCGUGGCCGUUUGUUAUCAUGGCCACCGACGCUUUGGUCUCGGUCCCCAGGGACAUCCACGGCGGAGCUGUCAAACGGCGCUGACAGGUCGAUACCCUGGAAUCCUUUGCAAAACAUGUUCGAGUGGUGGAGCAAGAAACCGACAGUUGAACGGGAGCAGCAGAAUGAUGGCGAUGCCGGAAAUGUCACGUUCAGUGGGCCCCUUCGAGAUAAUAGUGCAGAUAGAAAGGAUAAACCCGCACAUCGGCAUCGGUCGCCCGAGGAAUCAAAGAAGCUUGGAACUUUCUCAGGAGUCUUCGUCCCAACCAGUUUGAAUGUGCUUAGUAUCCUCAUGUUCCUCCGAUUUGGCUUCAUCUUAGGUCAAGCUGGGUUACUGGGCAUGCUUGGACUUCUGGUCAUAUCAUAUCUGAUCAAUUUGGUCACAACCAUGUCUCUCUCAGCGAUUGCAACAAAUGGUACCGUGCGUGGCGGCGGCGCAUACUACCUGAUAUCAAGAUCUCUAGGUCCCGAGUUCGGAGGCUCGAUUGGAGUGGUCUUCUACCUGGGACUUGUUUUCAACACCGGUAUGAAUGCAGUUGGUCUCAUUGACUGUUUCACGCAAAACUUUGGGACCCAGUCUGGCACACUCGGACAUUUCCUGAAAGAGGGAUUUUGGUGGCAAUACCUCUGGGGAACCGUGGUCCUCGUUCUAUGUACUGGUAUUUGCCUGGCAGGCAGCUCUAUCUUUGCCAGGGCUAGUAACGGACUUUUGGUCUUGCUGCUGAUUGCUACCUUCAGCAUUCCGCUCUCUGCGGUGUUUCUGAAACCUUUCACUUCCCCUUUGGAUCAUAUCGAAUUCACGGGCCUCAGCUGGCGCACCCUUCAGGAGAAUCUAAUGCCAAGAUUUACUAAGGGCGCCGCUGGAAGUCAACUGAAAGGGCGAGAGAAUUUUCAAGACUUGUUUGGGAUUCUUUAUCCUGCGACAGGGGGUAUCUUUGCGGGAGCGAGUAUGUCAGGAGACUUGAGAAAUCCCAGCAAAUCAAUUCCCAAAGGCACACUCGCGGGAUUGGCGUUGACUUUCAUAUCUUACGUGCUCGUCAUUGUAACCAUGGCUGCGUCUAUUCGUCGACAGUCGCUUUACAAUAACACCAACGUGAUCCAAAUCGUCAACUACUCUGAUACUGUGAUUCUGAUCGGAGAAUUUGCGACAAGUUUCUUCUCUGCGUUGAUGGGCGUCAUCGGUUCUGCCAAACUUCUUCAAGCCAUCGCUCGCGAUAGCUUGUUACCGGGUAUCAAUGUCUUCGGGCGCGGAUCCAAGAAGACCGACGAGCCAAUUAACGCGAUUAUUAUCACCUUCGUCUUCGCCCAGCUCACAAUGUUGUUCGACAUUAAUCAGAUCGCAUCCUUUGUCACCAUGACCUAUCUGAUGACCUUCCUCGUCACAAAUUUGGCAUGUUUCCUGCUUAAAAUCGGCUCUGCUCCCAACUUCCGGCCAUCCUUUCACUACUUUAACUGGCAUACUGCGGCACUUGGUACGCUCGUCAGUGGAAUUAGCAUGUUCUUUGUCGAUGGGUUGUACGCCACUGGAUGCGUUGGCAUCCUCCUCAUGCUCUUCCUCCUGAUCCAUUACUCGUCACCCCCCAAGGCAUGGGGCGAUGUCAGUCAAAGCCUCAUCUAUCAUCAAGUCCGCAAAUACUUGCUUCGGCUCAAGCAAGAGCAUGUCAAGUUCUGGCGACCACAGAUUCUUCUUUUUGUCAGUGACCUUGAUCGACAAUACAAAAUGGUGUCGUUUUGCAACUCGCUCAAGAAGGGGGCUUUGUUUGUUCUGGGCCAUGUCCUUGUGACAGACGACUUCUCGUCAGCCGUCCCAGAAGCCCGACGGCAGCAGAGCGUUUGGACAAAGCUGGUUGAGUUCUCCAAAAUCAAAGCCUUUGUGAAUGUGGCUAUCUCUCCAGCAGCAGAAUGGGGCAUACGGAAUGUUGUUCUGAACUCCGGAUUGGGAGGAAUGAGACCGAAUAUUGUCGUGAUUGAUCAAUUUCGCGAGGACCAGUCACUGGUGGAAACAUUAUCAAGUGGAACCACUCGCCGGGAGUCCUUAAAGUCGCGACGUCGAUCGUCACUUGGAAACUCACAUGAUGAGACAUAUUGUGAGUCUGACUCACAAAGUAAGGGCAUGAGCAGCCAAAGCUACGUGACUAUACUCGAGGAUCUCUUAUUCAAUCUUCGCAUCAACGUCGCUGUCGCCAAAGGAUUCGAAGACUUGGAACUGCCAGGUUCCCACGACGGUUUCUCCAAGAAAUUUAUCGAUCUCUGGCCUAUACAGAUGUCUGCCGAGAUUGCUGGGCUGCAUUCUGAACACCGUCCCUUCAUGGAAAAGAGCCUACAGGCUGCGGGUGCGGGUGCUGUGUUUGUAGAGUAUGAGACCGACGUGGAUGAUGAGCGGGGCCGAGUGGAAGCUCUGCUCGAGAAACUGCGCGCGAUUGAAGCAGAAGUGCUAGUCUUUUGGUUAGCUUGUGGUGACAUCCACACGUAUCGCGUCAUUGUGAAUGGCGACACGUCACCUGAAAUGGCCCUUGCACGGGACAGUGUUCACUCGGUUCUGAAGGAUGAAGAGUGGUGGCAAGGCCUUCUAGGAGCACGCAACGCGCCUCGGCACUUGCCAGAGCGAAGUGAGGACGGCGAGGAAGUACCGCGGCUGGAUCGAACAUUGACGUGGCAGGGUCCCGCAAGCGUGGAAAGCGAAAACAAGUAUCUGAAGCAACGCGUGAAGGGCUUGAGAGAGCUCAUUCAACGCCGCAGGCAUAGCGAAAGCAGCGACGACAGUGACCUGGAGCCCUACGUUAGCGACUCGGAGGUUGAUGAAGCAGAUGAUGAACGAGAAGAUGGCGAUAGCAGUGAAGGGGGAGAUGCAUCGUCACCUGAACGCUCACGCACCACUCCAAGGGAACGCAGUGAAAGGCUCGAUAGAAGUUCGGGCAGUCCAGGUGGCAGCCCAGGUAGCAGCCCAUUCACUCGACCCCCAGUGCGAUCGAGCGUUACCAGCAAUGUCGUUCCCACAUCCGAUCAGCUCGUCCCUUCCCUCGUCACCUCUAGUGACAGUUCUUCGAAACAGCCAACAGCACCUGGAGCUCGCCCCGCCGUCAGCCGUUCGGCCUCAAGCAAGCGCUUCAGCUCUGCUCCCAUUCCCGAAGCAAAGGUUGUCACUGAAGAGGGAGCGGGCCCGUCCAUCAUGUUCGCCGCCAGCGCAUCUCCUCCUCGGUUCACACAAAAGCUCGACUCUAUUUAUGCUCGGCGUGCAUCUCCAGUGUCGUCGGGCCCAGCUGUCGCUCAGAGUAACGCUACUGCGUCAGGGUUCCCGGGGCCAGCGUCUGUCUCGCUGUCCUUCAACGAUCUUCCCAGUCGCGCCCAGCAUUUGAUCCUGAAUGAACUCAUGCGACAACACAGUGAGCAAACUGCGGUCAUCUUCACAACACUACCGACUCCUAGUCAUGGGACAUCACAAAGUGACGAUGAGAGUGCUUCGUACUUGAGUGAUCUUGAGGUACUGUGGCAAGGCCUACCGCCGUGUUUGUUGGUGCAUAGCAAUAGCAUGACCGUCACGAUGAAUCUGUGA